AGCAGUAGUAGUAGGAGUAGCAAGAGUAGAAGUAGUAGUAGUAGCAGCAGUAGUAGUAGUAGUAGCAGUAGGAAUAGUAGUAGUAAUAGCAGCAGCAGCAGUAGUAGCAGUAGGAAUAGUAGU
Molecule: messenger RNA, 123 nt
Organism: Mercenaria mercenaria
Lineage: Eukaryota; Metazoa; Mollusca; Bivalvia; Venerida; Veneridae
Exons: 2
Source: RefSeq, a predicted model, not a curated record